CUUUUAUUUAUCCUUGCAGCAAAGAAUCAACUCAAAAUGAGAAUAAGAUCAAUUCGAACCAGAUAAAAAGAGGUAUUUUCGGUGCAACUCCAGACUGCACCACCAAACUUUAAAAACUUCACUCAACAAUGGCGCUAACAAGAGAGAUGUGCAGAUGCCUACGGCAUAACAGCAGCAGAUGCAGCACCCUCAGAAAGAGUUUAUUUACAAAUGUGAAUUUUGCCAAUAACCAGGCCAUACGAUUGCCAUGCAAACAUGCCAGAUAUGCAUCAUCAGUGGCAAACUCUAACCCCGAUACCAUCUUCGUUGACGGCCGGUCGUUUCAAAGAGACGACAUGACGACAGUCACUCCUAAGAUUAUAUCCCGCGUGGGCCAAAACCUCCACAACCAAAAACACCACCCUUUGUGCCUCAUCAAAGAACGCAUCACCGACUUCUUCUAUGGAGCCUAUUUGAAUCGCCGUGGCAACCCGUUGUUCUCCGUCUAUGACAACAUCUCGCCAGUGGUAACUAUGCAGCAAAACUUUGACAGCCUCACUACUCCCAAGGAUCACAUCAGCAGACAAAAGGGAGAUAACUAUUACAUAAACAGGGAUUACAUGCUUCGAGCACACACCUCGGCCCACGAGCAUGAGUUGGUCAAGGCUGGUCUCGAUGCCUUCUUGGUCACUGGCGAUGUGUACCGCAGGGAUGAGAUCGACGCUAGUCACUACCCUGUCUUCCAUCAGCUAGAAGCGGUCCGACUGUAUACGCCGCACGAGUUAUUUGACAAGUGCGACGACAAGAACCUGAGACUGUUUGAGAGUUCACCGGGCUGUCGGACCGUGGAGAAGCAGGGUCAACACACACUGGAAGCUGUCAAGCUGGUUGAGUAUGAACUCAAGAACACGCUGGUCAGCUGUAUGAAGCAUCUCUUCAGAGAAGAUCUGGAGAGUCGCUGGAUAGAGGCAGAGUUUCCGUUUACUCACCCCUCCUGGGAGCUGGAGAUCAAAUUCCAAGGAGAGUGGUUGGAGGUUCUUGGCAGCGGGAUUAUGUCACACCAGCUGCUGGAUUCAGCCGGAGCUGGUGACAAAAUUGGCUAUGCCUUUGGUGUAGGCCUGGAGCGUCUAGCCAUGAUACUCUAUGACAUCCCUGACAUCAGGCUCUUCUGGAGUGAAGAUGAAAGAUUUCUGUCACAAUUUAAAGUCCAGGACCCUACUAAAGUCAAAUUUAAGCCCUUCAGCAAGUACCCGCCCCUCAUUCAAGACCUGUCCUUCUGGUGUCCGGACGAGUACACAUCAAAUGACUUCUACGACCUAGUCCGGACCGUGGCCGGCGACCUCGUCGAGCAAGUCAGCCUGGUGGAUGAGUUCCAGCAUCCAAAGACGGAGCGGACCAGCAGGUGUUACCGCAUCGUCUACCGUAGCAUGGAGAAGACAUUGACGAAGGAGGAGGCAGGAGACAUGCACAUUAGUAUUGGGAGGACAGCCCAGGAGAGACUGGGAUUAGAGAUGAGGAUGAAAUGAGCGGGGAUUAUUCUUAAACCAAAAUUCUGCAGUUCAGUGAUGUAGUUGAGACCUAUUGUUGAGACCUCAUGCAGAUGCUCGUAUAACAUCGGACUUCAUUUGGUCCGUGAGUGAAGGCUUUAAAUGCUUCCAGUCAGUUUACAAAUCAUUCAGCUUGCUUUAGUUAAGACUCUAAAAUUAUUAUU
This is a messenger RNA of Patiria miniata (bat star), 1690 nucleotides long. RefSeq names its product phenylalanine--tRNA ligase, mitochondrial-like (gene fars2). Gene Ontology annotation, biological process: phenylalanyl-tRNA aminoacylation. NCBI's taxonomy places the organism in Eukaryota, Metazoa, Echinodermata, Asteroidea, Valvatida, Asterinidae. Gene Ontology annotation, molecular function: ATP binding; tRNA binding; phenylalanine-tRNA ligase activity. The transcript has 8 exons. Bases 129 to 1505 code for a protein of 458 amino acids. The record is from RefSeq and is a predicted model, not a curated record. Gene Ontology annotation, cellular component: mitochondrion; cytoplasm.